Naegleria fowleri is the source of this 1689-nucleotide messenger RNA. RefSeq lists its product as uncharacterized. The record is from RefSeq and is a predicted model, not a curated record. Lineage: Eukaryota; Heterolobosea; Eutetramitea; Acrasida; Naegleriidae. The coding region runs from base 1 to 1689 and encodes 562 amino acids. The transcript has 2 exons.
AUGUCACAAUCAGUGUGUGCACUUGAAAAUCCUCUUGAAUCUUCCUUGCUUGACAAGUAUUUGGGAUGUAUUCUCGGAAUGGCUGUUGGUGAUGCCUAUGGUACCACCUUCGAAUUUAUUCCUAGACAUGGAAUUUCCGAUCAUGAUUUGACUGAUGAACUUGUCGGUGGUGGAAAAUUUCGAUUAAUGAAAGGCAUGUUCACCGAUGACACUUCGAUGGCUCUUUUACAAGCCGAAUGUUUAUUAUCGAGAAGAAAAGAAGAAGAAACAAACACGAAUGAUGAUCAUUCCCAUGAGAUCACUACCUCAUCAAAAGAAACAUCAAGUACUGUUCCAUCUCUUUUUGAACAAGAACUCGAAAACUUUCCAAUCGAAUUUCAAUUGAACACGAUGAAGGACGAGGAACAAAAUGGUUCCAAAAUUUCAAAAUGGAUCGAAUUCUUGAUUCAUGGUGAACCACGUCACACUCUACUGGAUGGACGACAGAUUCAAAACAAAUUUUUAGAGUGGUACCAUGAGGGACAUUUGAGUGCAAGUGGAGAUUGUUUUGAUAUUGGAAAAACAAUUUUGGUCCACUUGUUGAAAAAUGAAAAAACACAAGCAGCGUUUUGUCCUGUUGAGAGUUGGAAUGAUCAGGCGAGUGGAAAUGGAGCAUUGAUGCGACUGGCUCCUGUUCCAUUGUAUUAUUAUCGCUUGUGUGAAAAAGCACUUUUGAGAGAAGAUGACAAGAAUUCAAAACAAGUAUUAAGGGAAAAGUUUCUUCAUAGAGUCAUCACAGAGAGUGGAAUUUCUGCAUUCACAACUCAUCCUUCUCAAUUGGCUUUUGAUUGUAAUAGAUAUAUGGCUGCCUUAAUGAUAGGAUGCAUGCAAGGUGUCACUAAAGAAGAAUUAUUUAAAAAUUCUUACCAACACGAAGAAGAAGCAUGUGAUUCCUAUUUAUUUGUACCUCAUGGAUUGCCUCGUAAUUAUUGGCAACAAUUUCCAUUAAGAAAAGAAGUGCGAGAAAUGAUUCAAAAUUUCAAAUCCAAGAGCGCGGAUGAAAUUUCCAAUUCAGGCUAUGCGGUGACUGCUUUUGAAGCUGCAUUAUGGUCAUUCGCAUCCACGGACACCUAUUUUGAGGGUUUGAAAAAAAUCGUUCGUCUUGGAGAUGAUGCUGACACUGUGGCAUGUAUUUAUGGACAAUUGGCAGGUUGUUUCUAUGGUGUGAAGGGAAUUCCUGAACCUCUCAUUUCACAACUUGUUUUGAAAGAUUUAUUGAAAAUAAUUGCAACAGAGCUCUAUUACAGUGGAGGUGCUGACAUUGCUGUUAAGAACGAUCAUAAGGAGGAAAUGAAUUCACAUGUCAUUUACAAAAAUGUCAUGUCCUUGUAUUACAAUUUGGAGAAUUCAUACAAGGGCAUUCAUAGACGAUCCAAUCCAUGUCCAAAGCAGUUCAAGACCAUUGAGGAAUUUGAUUUGGCUGUUUCUCAAAUGAUACAAGAAUUUGAAAAGCAUCAACAAGAAAUUCUUCAAAAUUUGGAAAAGACUGACGAAAGACUCAAGUGCCAACCAUUGAAGGAUUCUAUUCUUUCCAUUUCAAAUUCAAUUUUACAAGAUUUCAAAACUAGAUGUGAUUGUUUCACAAAACCUCCUCUUCUCGAUCGAUUGAAUCGAUUUUCAGGACCUCCUUCCAGACCAUUCAUUAAAUGA